Eutrema salsugineum is the source of this 519-nucleotide messenger RNA. Its product is annotated as leucine-rich repeat extensin-like protein 3. NCBI's taxonomy places the organism in Eukaryota, Viridiplantae, Streptophyta, Magnoliopsida, Brassicales, Brassicaceae. The record is from RefSeq and is a predicted model, not a curated record. The transcript has a single exon. The coding region runs from base 1 to 519 and encodes 172 amino acids.
AUGGGCCUCUUCAUCAUGAUCAUGGUCAUUGCCAUUUUAGUUGCAUCAUCACGGUCCGAUCAAUCAGAUGUCCUCACUCCUCUUUGCAUCAGCGAAUGCUCCACGUGUCCCACCAUUUGCUCUCCACCGCCCUCCAAACCCUCUUCCUCCACGUCACCACCUCCGUCUCCUUCAUUGCCGCCAUCCUCUCCGCCACCGCCACACAAACGCUCUCCACCACCGCUUUCACAAUCGCCGCCGCCGCCGUUAAUCACCGUCAUCCAUCCGCCACCACCACGAUUUUACUAUUUUCAGUCGACACCACCGCCACCACCAAUUGCUUCAGAUGUGAAAGGCUCGCCACCAUCACCGCCAUCGCCAAAGGGACAGUCACAGGGGCAGCAGCAGCAGCCUUCUUACCCAUUUCCUUAUUUCUAUUUCUACACCGCAUCAGAUGCCACUAUUCUCUUUUCUUCAUCUUUUUUGAUUUCUCUGUUUAUACUUUUUCUAUCUGUUUUUCUUAACGCUUCGUUAGUGUAA